UCUCAUUCGCAUAUUGUUUCUGAUUAUAGCCAACAUACGUUCAUUAGAGAAAUUGUAUGUGUUGCAUCACAUAGCGCGUACGUAACUCUCACCAUUGAUCGAUUUGGUUUAAAAUAAUUGAGACAGUCGCAGCAGAGAUACAUGUACUUAUUCUAGUGGAAACAAUUGAAUACAACUUUUGGAAGGGUAACUCCGUAUUAAGUAAUACCGAAGCAGACUGCAACAGUUAGCUAUGAGUAAUGUAUUAGCAUGUCGUCGACAUUUAGUGCAGACGGUUCUUGCACACUGAGACAACGAACUUCCAGUCGAGAGAAAUCAGAUGACGAGGGCGAUGAUACGGUGGCGAUUAAAACCAUGACACUUCCGACUAACGAUCCUGUGGAUGUUGAAAAUCAAAACACGCUAGGAUCUCAUAAAACUGUUCCGAAAAAUGGACACCAGAAAGAAAACGGGUCUAUCCCGGACGCAAAUGACACUGACGAUGCUUUCCUCCAAGAGGAGACACUUAGUACGCCGUUGCUGGGGACCUCAGCUGUCAACGACGUGGGUGACGAAGUGACACACAGGUUGCCAGGUAAAACUGGCACUGAAAGUGUUUGGAGUAUAUCGUUGCAGGUGUUCUUCCCGUUUUUAAUUGCUGGAUUUGGUACUGUUGGUGCUGGCAUCGUACUUGACAUCGUCCAGCAUUGGACUGUAUUUAUUAAAGUAUCUGAAGUAUUUAUAUUAGUGCCUGCUUUACUAGGUUUGAAAGGCAAUCUUGAGAUGACAUUAGCAUCUCGGUUAUCAACUGCUGCCAAUAUAGGUUUGCUGGAUACUAGAAAAGAACAAUGGUUGAUAAUUGGGGGUAACAUUGUCUUGACACAGUGUCAAGCCAUUGUAGUAGGAUUUUUAGCAUCUGUGGCUGCUGUAGUUAUGGGAUGGAUUCCAGAUGGUAUAUUCAAUUUACAUCAUGGGUUUAUUUUAUGUGCAAGCAGUUUAGUAACUGCAUCAGCUGCCAGUUUUAUUUUAGGUACUGUAAUGGUUUCUGUUAUUUUAUUAUCAAAAAAAUGUCAUAUAAACCCUGACAAUGUAGCUACACCGAUAGCAGCUAGUCUUGGUGACCUGACAACCCUGGCACUGUUAUCAUGGAUUAGUAGAUAUCUAUAUGAAGCUAUUGAAGUUCAUAACCAGUUUUGGAUAGCUCCUACGAUAAUAGUUGUAUUUGUUGUAUUUUUGGCUCCUCUAUGGGCUUUUAUAUCUCAUAAAAAUAGAUACACCCAUGAUGUACUGUAUUCUGGCUGGACACCAGUCAUAAGUGCCAUGGUUAUUAGUAGUGUUGGUGGUCUUGUAUUAGACUUUGCUGUAUCAAACUACCAUGGUGUGGCUGUUUUCACACCAAUCAUCAAUGGUGUUGGAGGUAAUCUAGUAGCUGUACAAGCUAGUAGAAUAUCAACCGAUUUACACAGUUCAGGUAAACCUGGCGAUUCGUUACCAGAUGAUGCACCUAAAGGCUGUAGAAGUCCUUGUAAAACUUUUUUUGGUGGAGGCCCACACUCCAAAACAGCUCGAGUCUUGCUUUGUAUGGUAGUUCCAGGUCAUCUCAUUUUUCUCUAUACCAUAUCUUACUUACAAGCUGGGCACACAACAAUCACCGUUAUUUUCACAUUGGCGUAUUCAUUAGCUGCUGUACUGCAGGUUAUUUUGCUUUUGAUCAUCGCUGAUUGGAUGAUUCAUUUAAUGUGGCGUAAAUACAUGGAUCCAGACAAUGCUGCUAUUCCAUAUCUGACUGCUAUCGGUGAUCUUCUUGGUACCGGCUUCUUGGCUCUCACCUUCCAUAUACUAUGGCUUAUAGGUGAUAGAGACAGCGAUGUUGGAGACUAAAAACUGACAUUUUCUUAUUUGUACCUAUAACUUAAUUUUACAUGUUAAUUUAAUGUUUUUAAUGCCUAUACUACACCCUAUCUGUAAGCCAUGUCCUCCAGUUGCAAGAGUUUUGCUGUUCGUUAAUAUAAAAAUCAUGUUUUAUUGUUUCCAAAUAAUUUCACUACCAAACCCUUGCUUUGAAUGGCUUUGCUUUCAACCAGCGAUAUGGUUUUGACAUCUCAGAAGCAGCUUAAUGCUAGAGGAGGUCAUGUGACUCAUAUGAAAGGUGUACUGAGAAAAAUGUGUGCAUCUCAUCCAGUGCAAUGUUUAGUUACUACAGAGGGGCAUUUCAGUGCAUUCUCUAAACACAAAUGCAGGAAAUGUUUUUUCUGGUUUCCCACAAAACUAGCAAUUUUUUAACUGCAAUAAUUCUUAGAAGCUGUAGAUAGGAAAAAUAUGCGUAAUCAUAUUAAUCAUCAACACUAAUAAUUUGUUUUCAAACAUGCACUGAGUUUUUGAAAACUGAGGUAGCAUAUUUAUCUAUGUAUGCUGCUCAAAACAUUCAACAUUCAUCAUAAAGUGAACAACCAAGUGUGACAUUAUCUGUAAUCAUUGUUUAAUUCUUCUUCCUAAAUACUAAAUCAAGUUUUCCUGUGUGCAUGCUUUAAUUAUACACAGCAUAUUGUCAUUCCUAUUUUCAUCCCACUUUCCAUAACUUCAUGAAUACCCCAAUUUGUU
Molecule: messenger RNA, 2580 nt
Organism: Saccoglossus kowalevskii
Lineage: Eukaryota; Metazoa; Hemichordata; Enteropneusta; Harrimaniidae
Product: solute carrier family 41 member 1-like
Biological process (GO): monoatomic cation transport
Cellular component (GO): plasma membrane
Molecular function (GO): monoatomic cation transmembrane transporter activity
Source: RefSeq, a predicted model, not a curated record